AUGCCAAAAGCGAAGUCAAAUACUGCAUAUUAUAAACCAUCACAAGAAGAAAUUCUUGCAACACGAACUGAUACUAUUCCCACAAAUACUAAAAAAUCUAUUGACAAAUGGGUUCAAAUUUUACAAAACUGGCAUCAUACAGUAGGUUAUGAUUAUGGAAUUGAAACCAUUAACAAUAAGGAUCAGUUGAAAACUGAAAUGACAGAAUUUAUAUUGGAAAUACGCCAAAUCAAAAAUUCUGCAGAAUAUGCACCCUCUUCUCUCAUUAAUUGUAUAAACUUGUUAAGUUUAUAUCUUCUUAACCAUCCUAAUGGAAAUCAGCAAUUUACUUUAUCAAAUAAAAAGGAAUUUAGUAGACUUGGUGAAAAAUCAUGUCAAUCAUUUAUGAAAAAUGUUUGUAACAUUGCCGGUAUCGAUAUCAAAAAUCAUAGUAUUACAAAUCAUUCUGGAAGAUCAACUUCUAUAACUGCCUUAUUCAGAAAAGGGGUGCCUAUGAUAACAACAAUGGCAUUAACGGGUCACAAAAGUGAAGCCUCUUAUCGGGUUUAUGCAAGACCUUCUGGAAAAGAAAAAGAGGAUGCAUUAUCAACUUUAAUCAAUCAUAUUAAAUUACCUUUAAAGCAUGAUGAUGAAAAUUUGAGUUCUACGGUAUCUGAAUUAUCAAAAAAAGUAUUAAACGAUUCAGUUAAAAACUGGAAUUCUGUAACAAGACCUUUUCAUGCACCAUUAAAAAACAUUAAUCAGCGUUUAAAUCUCUCACCUUAUAUUAAUGCAAUGAAAUAUAAUCCUACGCUUG
Messenger RNA from Racocetra fulgida, 796 nucleotides. The record is from the annotation of a GenBank genome assembly. NCBI's taxonomy places the organism in Eukaryota, Fungi, Glomeromycota, Glomeromycetes, Diversisporales, Gigasporaceae.